Molecule: messenger RNA, 1164 nt
Organism: Adelges cooleyi (spruce gall adelgid)
Lineage: Eukaryota; Metazoa; Arthropoda; Insecta; Hemiptera; Adelgidae
Gene: Mt2
Product: tRNA (cytosine(38)-C(5))-methyltransferase
Exons: 4
Coding region: 145-1134 (329 amino acids)
Molecular function (GO): methyltransferase activity
Source: RefSeq, a predicted model, not a curated record
CUGUCGACUACAUAAAUUAAAGAUUCUGAUUUCUGGUGAAUAGAUUUAAUAAUUACAAUUUUAAAUAUUAAUCUAUCCUUUACAAUAUUUGCAUUUCUUAAAUAAUUAUAUUUUACCAUAUGAUUGGCUCCACAAGGUAACAAUAUGAGAGCUAUUGAACUCUUCAGCGGCAUCGGUGGUAUGCAUUUCGCCGCUAAAGAGUGUGGUUUGGAUACGAAUAUCGACGUGGUAUUGUCUGUUGAUAUAAAUCCAGUAGCUAAUAAAGUUUACGAGCAUUUUUUCCCAUCGACCAACCAUAAAGAACUAAACAUUCUCUCGCUGAAGCCCGAACAGAUAAACGCUUACAAUCCUGAUAUAUUGUUAAUGAGUCCUCCGUGUCAACCAUUUACUAGAAAUGGUCUAGUAAAAGACGUAGACGAUGAAAGAGCCAAGCCGCUUUUACAUAUUAUUGAAAACCUAAUUCCGUACUUGCAAUCUCUUCGAUAUAUAUUAGUAGAAAACGUCAAAGGUUUUGAAUGUUCUGUUGCUAGAAAUAAACUUACGACCACAUUGAAUCAAUCUGGUUUUACGUUUAGAGAAUUCUUGUUGAGUCCUAAACAUUUUGGAAUAUGUAAUUCUAGACUGAGAUACUAUUUGUUGGCCAAAGCAAAGCCUUUGAGCUUUAAUAUCGCUAUUCAAAACGAAAUUGUGUGUGAUAACACGUGGGAUACAAAAUUAUGCAAAUCCAUCACAAAAGUUUCAGAUGUACUGUGCGAACGUGGUGAAGAUUUAGAGAAAUACCUAAUAAGAGAUGAUUUACUAUUAAAAUAUUAUAAAGUAUUAGAUGUAGUUACAAGAAAUAGCACCGGUUCAUGCUGUUUUACACGGUCUUAUGGUACAUAUUUACGCGGAACCGGCUCUGUGUUUUCAAGCCUGGACGACCAGCAAGUCAAACAGAUUACCAAUUGUGAAAACUGUGAUUUAGAAUCUCUGAAAAAUCUUAAACUGAGAUUUUUUACACCAGCGGAAAUUGCAAAGUUUAUGUGUAUUCCGAUUACCAAUUUUCCUGUCAGUGACAAAAAAGCUUACCAGCUGCUCGGAAAUAGUAUUAAUGUGUACGUCGUGUCAAGACUGUUAUGUUUGUUGUUGUCUUGAAUAAUAAAAUUAACUUGUAAGACUUAUAAA